Molecule: messenger RNA, 651 nt
Organism: Lottia gigantea (owl limpet)
Lineage: Eukaryota; Metazoa; Mollusca; Gastropoda; Lottiidae
Exons: 1
Source: RefSeq, a predicted model, not a curated record
GAUUGUCACGAGUUGUACCAAUCAGGUUAUACAACCAGCGGUGUUUACAAUAUAAGACCUAUUGGUGCAACGUUUAUGGACAGUGUUUAUUGUGAAAUGGUGAACAACACGGGUUAUACCGUAUUACAGAGACGUAUCGACGGAUUGUUAAGCUUUAACAGAAGGUGGAUGGAGUACAAAUAUGGGUUCGGUAAUCCUUACGGUGAAUUCUGGUUAGGAAACGAAAUAAUUUAUAUGAUGACAAAACAGAAACAGUAUACCCUCAGAAUUGAUAUGUGGGAUUGGGAAGGAAAUAAAGCCUAUGCUGAGUAUACCAGCUUUUCGCUGGAAGACGAGAAUCAGCAAUACCGUCUACAUGUUGGAGGUUACCAUGGUGACGCAGGUGAUUCCCUUAGUUACCAUGACAAAAUGGCGUUCAGUACGGAAGACGUUGACAAUGAUCGCCACACCAGACAUUGUGCUGCCGAGAAUAAAGGUGGCUGGUGGUUUAACAGUUGCUACUCUAGCCAUUUAAAUGGGUUAUACCAUACAGCCUGGUAUUCUCAAGCCCAAUCCAAAUACGCCGACGGUAUAUCAUGGUACACCUGGAAAGACAGUGAGUUUUAUUCAUUAAGAAAGGUGGAAAUGAAAAUUAAACCGAAAACCCCGUAA